This is a messenger RNA of Lactuca virosa, 738 nucleotides long. The record is from the annotation of a GenBank genome assembly. Lineage: Eukaryota; Viridiplantae; Streptophyta; Magnoliopsida; Asterales; Asteraceae.
AUGCUUUCGGUAAAAAAAAAUACGAUACGAUUCAGAAUAAUUCUUCGCCUGUCAACUGUCAGGGACAACGACUGCCGACGGUCGGCUAGGUGGGUCGUACGACGACAACAUUCUUUCUACUUCUCCGAAAUGGCACAGUUUACAUCUUCACAAAGUAUGAAAGGAAAAUUGUACAAAGAAAUGGCGGAACUUACUGUUUCAAAACCAAAGCCGCAAUGGAAGGUGGAAGGACCGAUUAGGAAUUGGUUGGAGCUCCCAUCUGAUGUGAUGUCUAAUAUUCUAUACAGAAUUGGACCUAUUGAUAUACUUGAGAAUGCUCAGAAAGUUUGCACCACUUGGUGUAAAAUCUGCAAGGAUCCAGCCAUGUGGAGGGUCAUUCAUAUGAAGACAACUGUGGGACCAUUUCGGCAGGUAUGGGAAAUAUGCAGGCAUGCUGUUGAUAGAAGUCAAGGCCAGUUAGUUGAUAUCAGCAUAGUCGAUGUUGUCAAUGAUCAGCUUCUUCAAUAUGUUGCUCAUAGAUCAAGUCAGCUCAAACGGCUUGAAUUUGUAAGUCGCUAUCGUGAUUUACAUUGGAACUGGACCCAAGCUUUGAAAAAAUUUCCAAUGUUGGAGGAACUCAAUCUCUACAAAAUAAAAAUAUCAGAAGAAGCUAUUGAAGCUGCUGGCCGUUGUUGCCCAAUGCUAAAAAACACUGAAAGUGAAUCAAGAAAGUUGUAUGUUUUUGCAUGGAGGUACUGA